GCCCCGCCCCGGCUCAUCCCCCAGCGGGCUAUAAGUUCAGGUCUCAGCCCAGCCGCACGUCAGUGGUCAGCACUGCACGGUGGCCACCUCCUCGAGGAGCCGCAGCCAGGAGCAGAGCGGAACUUGGCCCCACCAUGGCCGAGGAUCUGGUCCUGGAGAGAUGUGACUUGCAGCUAGAGGUCAAUGGCCGAGACCACCGCACGGCCGACCUGUGCCGGGAGAGGCUGGUGUUGCGGCGGGGCCAGCCCUUCUGGCUGACGCUGCACUUCGAGGGCCGAGGCUAUGAAGCCAGUGUGGACACCCUCACCUUCAGCGCUGUGACCGGCCCAGCCCCCAGCGAAGAGGCCGGGACCAAGGCUCGCUUCUCGCUGUCCGAUGCUGUGGAUGGGUGUGCCUGGUCAGCCUCAGCGGUGGACCAGCAGGAUGGUGUCCUCUCGCUGCUGCUCAACACCCCGGCUGACGCCCCCAUUGGCCUAUAUCGCCUCAGUCUGGAAGCCUCCACAGGCUACCAGGGCUCCAGCUUCGUGUUGGGGCACUUCACCCUGCUCUUCAAUGCCUGGUGCCCAGCGGACACUGUCUACGUGGACUCAGACCAGGAGCGGCAGGAGUAUGUGCUCACCCAGCAGGGCUUCAUCUACCAGGGCUCGGCCAAGUUCAUCAAGAGUACACCUUGGAACUUUGGGCAGUUUGAAGAUGGGAUCCUGGAUAUUUGCCUGAUCCUCUUGGAUGUCAACCCCAAGUUCCUGAAGGACGCUGGCCGUGACUGCUCACGCCGCAGAAGCCCCAUCUAUGUGGGCCGGGUGGUGAGUGCAAUGGUCAACUGCAAUGAUGACCAGGGCGUGCUCCUGGGACGCUGGGACAACAACUAUGGGGAUGGCAUCAGCCCCAUGUCUUGGAUCGGCAGCGUGGAGAUCCUGAGGCGCUGGAAGGACUACGGAUGCCAGCGCGUCAAAUACGGCCAGUGCUGGGUCUUCGCUGCCGUGGCCUGCACAGUGCUGCGCUGCCUCGGGGUCCCCACCCGAGUCGUGACCAACUAUAACUCAGCCCAUGACCAGAACAGCAACCUGCUUAUCGAGUACUUCCGCAACGAAUCUGGGGAGACCGAGGGGAACAAAAGCGAGAUGAUCUGGAACUUCCACUGCUGGGUGGAGUCGUGGAUGACCAGGCCGGACCUGGAGCCCGGGUACGAGGGGUGGCAGGCCCUGGACCCCACACCCCAGGAGAAGAGCGAAGGGACAUACUGCUGCGGCCCAGUCCCAGUUCGUGCCAUCAAGGAGGGCAACCUGAGCAUCAAGUACGACGCACCUUUCGUGUUUGCGGAGGUCAACGCUGACGUGGUGGACUGGAUCCGCCAGGAGGAUGGGUCCCUGCACAAGUCCAUCAACCAUUCCCUGGUCGUGGGGCUGAAGAUCAGCACUAAGAGUGUGGGCCGUGAUGAGCGGGAGGACAUCACCCACACCUACAAGUACCCAGAGGGGUCUGAAGAGGAGAGGGAAGCUUUCACAAGGGCCAACCACCUGAACAAACUGGCUGAGAAGGAGGAGGUAAAGGAGGAAGCACAGGUGGACAUGCGGAUCCGCGUGGGCCAGAACAUGAAUAUGGGCAGUGACUUUGAUGUCUUUGCCCACAUCAACAACAGCACCGCUGAGAGCAGAGACUGCCGCCUCCUGCUCUGCGCGCGCACUGUCAGCUACAAUGGGGUCCUGGGGCCGGAGUGUGGCACCAAGGACCUGCCUGACCUGACCCUGGAUCCCUUCUCGGAGAGGAGCAUUCCUCUGCACAUCCUCUAUGAGAAGUACAGCGACUACCUGACCGAGUGCAACCUCAUCAAGGUGCGGGGCCUCCUCAUCGAGCCAGCAGCCAACAGCUACGUGCUGGCUGAGAGGGACCUCUACCUGGAGAAUCCAGAAGUGAAGAUCCGCGUCCUAGGGGAGCCCAAGCAGAACCGCAAGCUGGUGGCGGAGGUGUCCCUGAAGAACCCGCUCCCUGUGCCACUGCUGGGUUGCAUCUUCACUGUGGAGGGCGCUGGCCUGACCAAGGAGCAGAAGUCCGUGGAGGUCCCGGGCCCCGUGGAAUCAGGGGAGCAGGUGAAGGUGCGGGUGGACCUGCUGCCGACAGAUGUGGGCCUCCACAAGCUGGUGGUGAACUUCGAGUGUGACAGGCUGAAGGCGGUGAAGGGUUAUCGGAAUGUCAUCAUUGGGCCCCCGUAGGGAGCCCUGUGCCCAGCCCCGCCUCAGCCUGCUGGAAACCCCCAACCAGCUCUGGUCUUUCUCUCAAGCUAAUGGGCAAAACUUGUCGCUUAGGGCGGGGGUGGGCUGUGUGGGGGCUCUUUGGAAUGGAAUGUGCUCCCCGCCCAUCUUGUCUCUCUGAGCCUAGCUCCCCACCAGCCCCCUGUGCCAACACAGUGGGCAUCCUGAUCUUGGCUGACUGGAGCUGGGGUGUGAGAGGGGGUCCCUCCAGGUCCUCAGGAAGGAGACCCCUGGGUGCCCACCACAAUGCCAACAGCCAUAGCUGCCCACCUGGUCAACCAGCAAGGUCAGCACCCCGGCACAGCCCUGGCCCCUGAGGAAGCUUGGGGAGCCCAUGGGUUAUCAUCUCCGAGUUUAUCCCUGCACUCUAAGUGAUCAGGCCUCCCUCGAGCUGAAAGGAUGGCACAGUCUCUAUUGGGGGUGAGGUACAGCCUCUGGGGCCCCUGAAGUCCCAGAAAGAGACAGGGAAAAUCACGUUGAUGCCUUUAAAACUUUCUGCUUUGCACGAAGGAGAACCACAGAAUGAGCCAAUAUGGGUAUGAGCUAUAUAAAUACAGCCCUGUUUCUCUGUAGUUUUAUAUAAAAGCUUUCAGAUUCCUAGCAGGCAAUAGAUGUGCUUUUGAACCACAAGGAGCAAGCACUGAAAUAAAAAUUUAUUUUUCACAUGGAAACAA
Messenger RNA from Heterocephalus glaber (naked mole-rat), 2923 nucleotides. It is a transcript of the gene Tgm2, whose product is annotated as transglutaminase 2. Gene Ontology annotation, biological process: peptide cross-linking. Gene Ontology annotation, molecular function: protein-glutamine gamma-glutamyltransferase activity. NCBI's taxonomy places the organism in Eukaryota, Metazoa, Chordata, Mammalia, Rodentia, Bathyergidae. The record is from RefSeq and is a predicted model, not a curated record. Gene Ontology annotation, cellular component: mitochondrion.